Molecule: messenger RNA, 516 nt
Organism: Knipowitschia caucasica
Lineage: Eukaryota; Metazoa; Chordata; Actinopteri; Gobiiformes; Gobiidae
Source: the annotation of a GenBank genome assembly
AUGUCUGACAAAAAGAUGACAUCCAGCCGCAGGCAUCACCUCAAGAGUCUCAUUCUUGGGAUUGCCGCGAACUGGCUGGAGCAGGAGAAGAAAGACCUGGUCGCAGCCAAGGAGGCCUACAUGAUCGAGGCCUGUCCCGCCCCAGACAUGUCCGGGGACCAGGCCGCCCUCAUGGAGCUGGCCAAGAAAAUCUCUGCUCUGAUCGACAAGAUUGAUGAGGAGAGGUACGACGCUGAGGCCAAAGUGCAGAAGGCAGACAAAGAGAUUGAGGACCUGAAGAUCAAAGUGGUGGACCUGGUGGGAGUGAAGAAGCCUGCGCUGAAGAAAGUGCGUAUGUCUGCUGAUUCCAUGCUCGCGGCUCUGCUGGGCUCCAAACAUAAGGUCACCAUGGAUCUGAGGUCCAACCUGAAGCAGGUCAAGAAGGAGAAGAAGGAGGAGUCGUCAGAUUCCGUGGGUGACUGGCGCCAGAACAUUGAGGAUAAGGCUGACAGGAAGAAGAUGUUCGAGACUUCCUAA